GUGGAGUAUAGCAAUGGAUCUUAGAACCAAGCCAUGGCUUUAUACUCUGAUACGAGGGCUUAAAUAUUAAUACACGUAUCUAAUGACGAAAAUAUUUUUGACAUUGUUUUACAGGAGAUCGAGGAUUUAAAUAUUACAGUAAAGAUGUUAAUCUAGGGGAAUUAAAUUCUUAUUUCCCAGUCUUUGGCAACAUGUGGCUAAGUAGAAAACGGACGCUAGUUUAGAUAUGUGGAUUUCUAGUUCUGGAUUUAUAUGGAAAUUUUUCAUUUUUGUGGGUGCAUUGUUUGAGUGCUUGUCAAAUGUCAAAGCAGGAUGUGGGGGUUACAUUGAGCUGACGGCUGGAGAGACACGGUCUAUAGCCUCAGGCAGUACGUACGGUGCCUAUACAAAUUGUAUAUGGGUCGUAAAAACACCUGAUAAAUACGUGGUCAAUAUAGUCCUCACUUUUAAGGGUGAAAAGUCUUCCACUGGGUCCUGCGAGGAUUACUUAUUUAUAACAGAUGGGUCUGCUUCUGCCACUGGAAUCUUAAAUACCUGUGAUGACCAAACAAACGUAAAUAAAAAUUCAUCAGCAAGAUGGAUGUACAUACAGUUCAAAGCUGAUGGUGCUGACACAACACAGGGUCUCACCGCCACCCUGACAACUGCAUAUACAGGUGCUGACUAUAGCAGUGUCACAGAUCCUGUACCAAAAUGUAAAUCUCACCAGUUUUCCUGCUCAAACAAACGAUGUAUAACAAGGUCGUACCGGUGUGAUGGUUUCAACGACUGUGGUUGUGAAGUGGACUGCGAUGAACAGAAUUGUGACGGCAUUUCAAUGGAAAAAGGUGCCUAUAUGGGUCUCGGUGUAGGUUUAGGUGUAGCUAUGUUUGUCGGUUGCUUUAUUGGUGUAUAUACUUACGAAAAACGCCGGAAGCUGAAAGCCAUGAGGGAGGAGGAAGAAUCCCAGAGGGCGGCUAGAGGUCGACGGGGGCGAGCCAAGGACAACAAGAAAGGUAAAGACGAGAAAGAUAAGGAUAAAAAGGUGGCCUGGCAUAGUUAGUCCGCCGACCGCCUCAGACACCGACGCCUCAGACAUACACCGCCUCAGACACCGACGCCUUAGACAUACACCGCCUCAGACAUUCACCGCCUCAGUCAUUUACCGCCUCAUUGCCAAGUUUCUCUUGUGCUUCGCCAGUCAGUUUCUCCAGAUCCCGGGGAUUCCAUUUUUUCCUGCAAUGUGACAGUCAAAAUAUUCGGAAGCUGACUUAUUUGAAUAUUUUUAUUAUCUUAAAAGUUGAUAAGUGCCACGACUAGCAGUAAGGAAAAAAUAAAGAUAAAUAAUUUGUCUUUUAACAAAACUCCUCUUCAAAGCUGGCGUUUUUUCUUGUUAUAAAAAAUAUGUGUUAAGAGAAUGUUUGUGUAUGUAUGUGUGUGUGUUUAAAUGAUUUUAGCGUUACUUUUUCAAUGUUUGUGAUGACGAGUUGUUUUCCUUGCUUGUUUGCAAUUUAUCAUAACAGUUUUAAGCUGAAUCAAAUUAAUCUGAAAAAUCAGAUUGUAUUUUGAUUUGUAUUUUUACCCCCCAAAAUUGAUAAGUUUGAAGAUUAAUCACUUUUUAUACCUCUCAUAAUUCCAUUUGUUGUUGCGUCAUCAAUUCACACUGGUACCGUUACCCAGAAUUCACUCUCCCAUCAUAUAUUAAAGGUUUGAUAUCUGCAAUGACAUAUUGUGUGUAUUUUCCAGCUUAUCAAUGCUGUUAAAUUAUUUUUUAUUAACCUAAAUGUUCAUUUUAGUAAUACUAUGAUAUACCAUAAUGUGGCAUUUUGAAUACUGAAAUGUUAUGUUUAAGAGAAAUAAACGAU
This is a messenger RNA of Saccostrea cuccullata (small rock oyster), 1844 nucleotides long. RefSeq names its product deleted in malignant brain tumors 1 protein-like. The coding region runs from base 227 to 1042 and encodes 271 amino acids. Gene Ontology annotation, molecular function: protein binding. Lineage: Eukaryota; Metazoa; Mollusca; Bivalvia; Ostreida; Ostreidae. The record is from RefSeq and is a predicted model, not a curated record. The transcript is spliced from 7 exons.